AUGGAAACUCAACAUCCGCAGUACCUCGAACCCAGUGAAUUGGGGACGAAGGAGUACUGGGAAACAUAUUACGAACGAUCCUUAGAACACAUCGCAUCAAAGACAAGAACAAAACCCGAGAACAGCACCACUACCACCAAUACUACAGAAGGGGAUGAUAACGAACAUGACGAAGAAGAAGACGAUGACGAUGACCCAGGUACAUCCUGGUUCUCCGAGCACGACGCGCCCCAGAAGAUCCUUCGCUUUUUGACGUCGCGCAAAUUCCCACUGUCGCCGAGAAACGUUCACCGGAAAAAGGGUGCAGAGCCAAGUAUAUUAGAUUUGGGGACUGGGAAUGGGAGUAUGUUGGCUCUGUUACGGAAGCGUGGAGGAUUUGGGGGGAUGAUGGUUGGUGUUGAUUAUUCGGAGCAGAGUGUUAGGUUGGCGAGAGAGUUGCAGCGGUUGAGGUUGCAUAGUGCUUAUGAGUCUGGUGAUGAUUCUGAUGAUGAUGAUGACGACUAUGAUGAGGAGGAUGAUGAAGAAGAAGCAGCCGAAGAAGAAGAGGUGGAGGAGGAGAGUGUCGUCGUGGCGUCUUCUGCAGGUAAUGCGGCCGAUGAUACCGUACAAUGCGAAGAAGGCAUCCCGCUGAAAAACCAAGACAUCCAAUUCGAAGAAUGGGACAUUCUCGACCCCGCCAACGAGACGAUACUCGAAAUCAACACUACAAAGAAAUUGUCCUGGUUCCCAUACGAAUCGCAAGGCUUCGAUAUUGUCCUUGACAAAGGCACCUUUGACGCCAUCUCCCUAUCCGACGAAACCACUGCAUCAGCCAACACGCACAUAUGCCAUCAAUACCCCGUCGUUGCGAGCAAACUCAUUCGGCCAGGCGGAUACCUGAUUGUGACGAGCUGUAACUGGACUGAAGAUGAAUUGGUGCAUUGGUUCACCACCGCCACGAAAACGACGGAGUUGGAGGUGUGGCAUAGACUGGAGUAUCCGCGGUUCAGGUUUGGUGGUAUGGAAGGGCAGGGUGUUUGUACGGUGUGUUUUAGGAGAAAAGAAUGA
Talaromyces amestolkiae is the source of this 1047-nucleotide messenger RNA. RefSeq lists its product as uncharacterized. Gene Ontology annotation, molecular function: protein-lysine N-methyltransferase activity. NCBI's taxonomy places the organism in Eukaryota, Fungi, Ascomycota, Eurotiomycetes, Eurotiales, Trichocomaceae. Gene Ontology annotation, biological process: peptidyl-lysine monomethylation; peptidyl-lysine dimethylation. The record is from RefSeq and is a predicted model, not a curated record. The transcript is spliced from 2 exons. Gene Ontology annotation, cellular component: cytoplasm. Bases 1 to 1047 code for a protein of 348 amino acids.